This is a messenger RNA of Sorex araneus (European shrew), 467 nucleotides long. Its product is annotated as cytochrome b-c1 complex subunit 9. The record is from RefSeq and is a predicted model, not a curated record. The transcript has 2 exons. Bases 53 to 241 code for a protein of 62 amino acids. Gene Ontology annotation, biological process: mitochondrial electron transport, ubiquinol to cytochrome c. NCBI's taxonomy places the organism in Eukaryota, Metazoa, Chordata, Mammalia, Eulipotyphla, Soricidae.
GCAAGGUCCGGCCCGGCGCUGUCGGGAGGAGCGAGCCCGGCGGCGGAGAAUCAUGGCGGGUUCGGCGAUCACCGCGAAGUUGUACUCGGCGCUGUUCCGCAGGACCUCCACCUUCGCCCUCACCAUCGCCGUGGGCGCCCUGUUCUUCGAACGCGCCUUCGAUCAAGGCGCGGACGCGAUCUACGAGCAGAUCAACCAGGGGAAACUGUGGAAACACAUCAAGCACAAGUAUGAGAACUAGGGUCUCCUCAGAGGUCUCCAUCCACACGGAGCAGAAGGACCAGGCCCACCCACCAGCUGUUUGCUCAGAGCCAGAGACUCAGCUUGAAGAUGCUGCUUGAGUUAACUCCUCACGGACCACCUUUUAACUGUUGGCAAGAAAUGGCUUCACCUGACAGACUCUUGAACUUCUGCUAGUGUUUGAAAUCUGUGUAGUCAUUGACCAAUAAAUGUAAUUUCUAACCUGA